CAAAGUUGAAGUUUUUAGAAGAAGGUUGUUAUUGGUUCCGGUGUACCUGGGGGUCACACAGAGGAGUAAAGAAAAGAAUUAAAAUGCUGUUGCAAAGAGUGUUGCACAUCGGGGGCUUGACGCUGAAACACAGCCGGGCCAUCCACCACAGUCCUGUAUGGAGGAGUCCUCUUAUACCCAUGGUUGUGGAGCAGACAGGGAGAGGAGAAAGAGCAUAUGACAUCUAUUCCCGCCUCCUGAGAGAGAGAAUCAUUUGUGUAAUGGGUCCUAUCGAUGACACUGUGGCUAGUCUGGUUAUCGCCCAGCUGCUCUUCCUCCAGUCAGAAAGCAACAACAAACCCAUCCACAUGUACAUCAACAGUCCUGGCGGUGUGGUGACAGCGGGCCUGGCCAUUUACGACACCAUGCAGUACAUCCUUAAUCCCAUCUCCACCUGGUGUGUCGGCCAGGCAGCGAGUAUGGGCAGCUUGCUCCUGGCGGCCGGAACGCCGGGCAUGAGGCAUUCACUGCCCAACGCCCGCAUCAUGGUCCACCAGCCUUCAGGAGGCACCAGGGGCCAGGCCACAGACAUCGCCAUCCAGGCUGAGGAGAUCCUGAAGCUGAAGAAACAGAUCAACGUCAUCUACGCCAAACACACGGGCCAGCCGCUGGAAACCAUUGAGGGUGUGAUGGAGAGGGAUCGCUACAUGGGCCCCAUGGAGGCGCAGGACUUCGGUAUCAUCGACAAGGUCCUGAUCCACCCGCCCCAGGCCGGCCAGGAUGAGCCGGAGCUGGUGCAGAAAGAGCCGGCGGCGGCAGCACCAGCAGCCAGCCCCCACCCACAGCCAGAGUCUGCGGCCCCUGGGCAGGCCCUCCCCGGGACAAACCCCCCCUCCUCACACAAACCUGAGCCAUGAAGGCGCAGACAGAACGCUGGUGGUUUGAUACCCAACAGUUUGUGAAGAACAAGGCGGCGUGUCCAUGAUGUUUUUUU
Molecule: messenger RNA, 973 nt
Organism: Etheostoma cragini (Arkansas darter)
Lineage: Eukaryota; Metazoa; Chordata; Actinopteri; Perciformes; Percidae
Gene: clpp
Product: caseinolytic mitochondrial matrix peptidase proteolytic subunit
Exons: 7
Coding region: 84-896 (270 amino acids)
Biological process (GO): protein quality control for misfolded or incompletely synthesized proteins
Cellular component (GO): endopeptidase Clp complex
Molecular function (GO): serine-type endopeptidase activity; ATPase binding; ATP-dependent peptidase activity
Source: RefSeq, a predicted model, not a curated record